This is a messenger RNA of Cadophora gregata, 5163 nucleotides long. RefSeq lists its product as uncharacterized. Gene Ontology annotation, biological process: chitin catabolic process; carbohydrate metabolic process. The record is from RefSeq and is a predicted model, not a curated record. The transcript has 11 exons. Gene Ontology annotation, molecular function: chitin binding; chitinase activity. Bases 150 to 5039 code for a protein of 1629 amino acids. NCBI's taxonomy places the organism in Eukaryota, Fungi, Ascomycota, Leotiomycetes, Helotiales, Ploettnerulaceae. Gene Ontology annotation, cellular component: extracellular region.
UGACAUUUGAUCAGUCAUUCCUUUCUUCUCAAGCUCUCCUUCUUCUUCUCAAUAUUCUCUCGUUCAGAUUCAUGAUCUACUCUUCCAGACCAUUUGCCUAUCAGGGCGUUCGACGAUAAAUUCCAGACACAAUUGGAAUCUCCAACAUCAUGUCUUUGUCAUGGCUACACAAAGUCGUUCUCUUCAUCAUUACUUGCCAAUCAGCGUUGUCGGAUGCUCAAUAUAUACAAGAUUAUGUAUGGCACGUUGAUAACGGUGUUCAUAGGCCAUCUUGGCACCGUGAGCCAAACAUUGCAACACAUCCAUACACACCUGUUGUUGUCCCCGUAACAACCUCAACGAUUCUUCAGUAUAACUGUUUUUAUAUGAGAGCAAUAUGCCUGAAUAUGAGGAACUGGAUGAGUUCCCCUCGUGCUCAAGCUCGUUCCAUAGUAGGACACAUCAAUGGUGGUGCUACUUUGUUUAGCUACGAUUUCCAUCCUGGCACAAGUGCCAAGAAGGGAAACAAGAUGUGUCCUGAUAAUUGGGAUGCUGGUGCCCCAUGCCCAAGAAACAACCAGCCACCGGUGAUGCCUGGACCUUGGUUUUCGACCGCUUUGGAAACAAUCGAUCCUUUGAAUCACAGAGAGAUUCUAGCAGAAAGAGGGCCAGAUCCAGAUGACCCAACGGGGCAACAACAGAUAAUUACCCGAAGAAGUGGCCGACUUUAUACCUGUGAAGAGUUCCCACCCCGCACUAUGGUUGAGGGCGGUAUCGGUAUUGGAAAUGAACCAGGAUUAGCUGGGACCGCAGUAGAGGGCGAUGGCGGUCCAGGGUUGACAUAUUGCGCUCCGAUGGGCCUGAAUGUCGGCUGUACCGGAGGACUGAUCCCCGGCCCUGGUCCAGUAGUCCCUGAUCCUACGGAUCCAGAUCCAGAUCCCGACGACGCCAGAGACUAUACUCGAUCCGAGCAGAACUGGCAAGCUACCGCACACUCACAACUACAGAGGAUACUCAAGCAAGAGGCUAUCAAUGAGCUUGCCAGAAACGGAUUACCUUUCAGUACCGAGCGUCACGUUGCAAUGUUUGGGAUGAGGAUGGUCAACGAGCCCAAUAACAACAUACCCGCGAAAGUUUUCAAGACUGGUGCGGUUCCGGAAACAUGGACGGGAAAUUUGGGACGCCGAACGAAGGUCAACUCGGCAGAGAUGACAACUCAUGAUGUGUUGGAGUAUAUGGCAGGUCUAACUGAUGAGGAUUUGGUCAAAUUCUCUAGCAUCGACAUUCCACUGGACACGCAAGAAUUGAACAGCAGCUCCAUGCUUGACACUCCUGACGUGCAGCACUCUUCCGAGUUUAGUGCAUUCAGUAACCCAACUCCAAUGUCACUGAAUGAGACGGAAUCAUCAGAUGAUACGAUACCGGAAAGUGCGAACUCGACUAGGGCACUGAGAGUUGCGACUACCUCAAGCAACUCAACCUUGGCGAAGCAAAACCGAAACCGAGGAGUGGUAGACAUUCUCGCAAUCGGAACAGAGUAUAUCCUCGCCCAGCUAGGGGGCCACAACGGCACAAGUUCUAACACAUCAAUGCUUGUAAAGAAUUCCACAGCUCCCCAGAAGCUCUCGAUUCGGAAUAGUCUGCGACAUACAUCAAAGAAUACGGUCGGCUUGUCCAGCUUCGGCACCCUCAGCAAAAGAGGGCCUGUCACCUGUUCAAGUGGAGAAGAGUGCAAAGAUGGUAGUUGCUGCGGCAAAGACGGCCUGUGUGGUUUCAAAGAAGUGCAUUGUGGCGCCGGGUGUACAUCCAAUUGUGAUGCCAAGGCUAUGUGUGGUAUCGACUCCGAAGAUGGAGCAGUUUCCUGUGGAUUGAAGCUUUGCUGCUCUUAUUAUGGUUGGUGUGGCACAGAGGAUGUUCAUUGCGUGGAUCCAGAACCACAGUUUGGAUUGACCUCUUGUCAGAAAGGCUUUGGAGGCUGUGAAAUCAAGGCACCGCCGUCUUGUGGUGCUACGUCUGGCACAUCUUCUGGAAGACGGGUUGCCUACUACCAGGGCUGGAACGUCCGAGAAAGACUUUGUGAUAGCAUCGCUCCGAAUCAGAUCAACACUCGCGGACUGACACAUCUCUUCUACGCUUUCGCCACUUUUGACCCGGUCACCUUUCAAAUGACCCCAAUGAACGCGCGAGAUCCUCCGAUAUAUGGUCAAUUCACGGCACUGAAACGAAAUGGGCUGCAGACAUGGAUUGCAAUUGGAGGGUGGUCGUUCAAUGAUCCUGGACCUACCGAAAUGGCUUACAGCGAUAUGGUGUCUAGCGCGGCCAACAGAGCUGCUUUCAUAACAUCAGUUAUCUCAUUCAUGACGAAAUACGGAUUCCAAGGAGCUGAUAUCGAUUGGGAGUACCCCGCGGAACCGAAGAGAGGCGGUCGUAAGGCAGACGCCGACAAUCUGACGCUCCUGAUGAAGGAAAUGAGAGCUGCAUUCGGCAGCAAUUUUGGACUCAGUCUUACACUUGCACCUGAUUACUGGUACCUUCGUGGAUUCAAGCCGUCCGAGAUCGAAAAGUACGUUGACUUCAUGGGAUUCAUGUCAUAUGAUCUUCAUGGGCCUUGGGAUACCGAUGUCAAAGCUCUGGGCUCCAUUGUUCGCCCACACACGGAUGCAACCGAGAUCGACAAGAACCUCCUGCCGCUCUGGUUCGAUGGAGUGAAUCCUGCCAAGGUAAACAUGGGACUGGCAUACUACGGGCGUACUUACAAGCUCAGUGAUCCGUCGUGUGGCGCAAUGGGCUGCGGAUUUAGUGGACCUGGAGAUGCUGGAUCAUGCACAGGCUUCGAGGGAGUCCUUUCUAACCGGGAGAUCCGACAAAUGAUCAACAAAAAUGGCUACACUCCAUAUCUCAACACUACCGCAAUGGUCAAGUACUUCACCUAUGGUGAGGACAACUGGGUUGGAUAUGAUGAUGAAGAGACCUACGCGAUGAAAGAGCAGCUGGCCAACGAGCGUUGUCUUGGUGGUAUCAUGAUCUGGUCUAUUGAUUUUGAUGCUGAGACUGGAGGGGGUGGUGUUGGAAACAACUUCACAUCCCCAAUCAGUGCCACUGUCAUUCCAAUGGCCCAUACUACGGUUGCUCCUAGAGCUACAUUCACCAUCAGCGAUCCCUCUGCGACCGACGUUUUUCAACUUACGAGUGAAGGAGCUCAGAAUCAACCUCGUGGACCAGGAUCAUCGGCAUGCGGCUACUGCAGUUUCUUCCGUUUGAUCACAUCAACAUGUUGUGGUUUUGGAGGCAGUGUUGGUAAUGCAGUCGAGAUUCCUGCAAACGUACCAAUCCCGCUUGAUAUCCCCGUUGCAGCUGGCUUCGUCCCAAAUCAAGCUUUCAACACGACUGAUGGAAAAUACAUUCCCGCAAACCAGCCAUUGGACGCUGGAGUCACUAUACCAUGGGGCACAACAUUUCCCGCUCCUUUCAUAUUCCCACCAGGUCAACCACUGAAGAAUGGCGAGAGUGACGAGGAAGAAGGAGGUAACAGCAGUCUCAUCUGGAUAGAUCAAUCCAUAUGGAAAUCCCCUGAGCCAGAAAUAUGGUGUUUUUGGCCAUGUACUUUUGUCCUACCUCCAUGGCCGAGUUUCACGACCACAAUCGACUACCCUAUUAUCACAGUCUCAGAAUCCAGCUGGAAAACGACUAUCACAAAGCCACCAGUCACAGUGAGCACAUGGCAUAUCUCGACAAUUGUGGUAGGAAGCACGAAGAAUGACAAGGAGACAAAGAAAACUUCCGACAUCACACUCAGCAAGGACCGAACUUGGGUGGCAGUCACGUAUCCUGACAAGACUGGAAGACCUAAAACCACGAGACCUCCGUUUCCACGGCCGCCACCACCUCCUAUCACAAUAAGAUUGCCCAAAAUAACCAUUCGGAAUGGUUCUCCCAAACCAGUCGCUUCAAAAAGAUGGCCAGAUCCUUGCUGUCCAGGCGUUGUUGAUAACGACAACAAAACAGAGGAAGAAAAGGAGCAGGAAGAGGAGGAUGACGAAGCAGAGAGUCCAAGCGUUUGUGUAGUUCAGACCUUCCCUACUACAUCUGACCCUGAGGUCCCAGCAACCACCCCACCACUCCCACCGCCAACUACGAUGUCCACUGUAGCUCCUGUACCAGCCCCUACGUCACCUCCAGCGCCACCUCCACCUCCACCCCCAGCGACCACUUCGAGUGCUCCACAGCCGCCACCUGUUUCUGUCCCAGACUUUAAGCAAAACAAACUAGAGUGCUACUCGACUGGUCAAACAACCAGCCGUGACAAGCUUUUGGAAAGCGUUCGAGACUUCUGCGGCAGCUCAUCGUAUUUUGGGAUAUGGGAGAAUGGAAACCACAACACAAGAGUAGUCAACUGGCCAUGGGAUGCUGCAGACGGAGCAGGUGUCGACGUCCUCAUCUCACUAGAAAUGAAAUGGAACUGCAAAUGGGUUUUCACCGAGGAUGCUUGCAAUGUCCAGUUUGCGAAACUAGUAGACGAAUGUCAAACGAAUAGUAGGUCAGCCAAACAAGGAGCUAACAUGGAGAACAACUGCAUGAAGUUCCGCAUUGACCCAAACCUGAACAACGCACCCCCGCCUCCGCCUCCGCCUCCGCCUCCACCUCCUCCUCCAGCACCUCGCAGAGCACCAACAGAUCCGAUGUCAAGAUAUAAGAUAUUCGGACAAACGCAUGCCGAGGAGAGCAGAGGAAAUUACAAUCACAUUCACGAGUAUCGGGGGUACGCAGCAACAAAAUCAUACUCCAUAUGCAAGCAAUCCAUAAAGAAGACAAUCACGGCCACUAAACCGGAGAGCUUGGACGUUGAUCUGAUUGGCCUGGAAGAGGUGUUCGGAGACACCUGUGAUUUUUUGAAGAAUGGACAGGAUUACAAGAAGGCAAAGAUUGCUGAUACCUUGGGCGUUUUGCGCUGUCCGAGCUAUGACGAUGCUAUUUGUCGCAAGAUCACAGGCAGCGAUUGGUGCGGUGGAAUCGGUGGUGCAUAUACUAUUUUUCAUUUGUUGGACUGUGCUUGGCCAUAAGGUUCUGAGUAGUGGCUGUUGAAAAUAUUUGUACAAUAUAGAAGGAUGCGUGUAUUUAUUCUGUACGUGUGAAUGAGGCUCUCUCUUUGUUUUCUUAACAUCUCGCUUAUUUCGCAAUCAAUGC